Alternaria ethzedia is the source of this 888-nucleotide messenger RNA. RefSeq lists its product as uncharacterized. NCBI's taxonomy places the organism in Eukaryota, Fungi, Ascomycota, Dothideomycetes, Pleosporales, Pleosporaceae. Gene Ontology annotation, cellular component: membrane. The transcript is spliced from 3 exons. Bases 1 to 888 code for a protein of 295 amino acids. The record is from RefSeq and is a predicted model, not a curated record.
AUGGCAAGCUCACUUAGCAUCGCUCAUGCUACGCUGGACUGGAAACGACAGAAUCCACCUAAAGGGCCAGGCUUCGAUUGGGAGAUGUACCGUUAUGUUCCUUCUAUGGCUGGAGCAAUCGUCUGCCUCGUCGUGUUCCUCGUAAUGGCUCUUCUACAUUUGUAUCAGUUUCUCAAGUCGAGGAAUCGGAUUAUCGUUUUUGUUGUUAUCGGCGCAUUAUGCGAAGUUGGCGGAUACGGCGCACGCAUCGCUUCUCACUUCGAUAAUCAAGCCUGGGGCCCAUACAUCACUCAAGGUGUACUGACACUUGUCGGUCCUCUGUGGUUCGCCGCAACCAUAUACAUGAUGCUUGGCCGUACCAUCAGACUCGCCGGCGGAGAAGACGUCAGUCUGAUCCCAGCGAGAUGGUACACAAGAAUCUUUGUCACCGCGGAUGUCACAACGUUGAUCAUCCAGGGCUUAGGCGCCAGCAUCAUGGGAACCAUGCAACUCGCCCUCGCCCUCGCAGGCGAGAAGAUCGUCAUCGCGGGCCUCGCACUCCAAGUCGCUACCUUCAUCAUCUUCCUCGUCGCCUCUUUCGACUUCCAAAUCCGCAUGAACAAGAAAGCCGAUCAUCCCUCAGCAGACUGGAAGAAGAUGCUAUACAUACUCUACAGCGUCAGUGCGCUGAUCUUGUUCCGCUGCACCUUCAGACUCAUCGAGUAUGCCAUGGGCAACGCUGCGUAUCUGAUUGCGCAUGAAUGGACGUUGUAUUGCUUCGAUGCUGUGCCAAUGUUUUUGGUCUUGGUGCUGUUGCUGGUUCUGCAGCCGAGUCGAUAUGUUGAGGGAAACUUGGGGAAAUCGCGACUGGACAGCGAUGGCGAGGUCGGCGUUGUGGAGAGAAAGUGA